Molecule: messenger RNA, 2779 nt
Organism: Trifolium pratense (red clover)
Lineage: Eukaryota; Viridiplantae; Streptophyta; Magnoliopsida; Fabales; Fabaceae
Product: ubiquitin carboxyl-terminal hydrolase MINDY-3-like
Exons: 7
Coding region: 502-2337 (611 amino acids)
Biological process (GO): protein K48-linked deubiquitination
Molecular function (GO): K48-linked deubiquitinase activity; cysteine-type deubiquitinase activity
Source: RefSeq, a predicted model, not a curated record
UAACUGUUAAAAACAGAAACAAAUCUAAAAAAAAACAGAAACAAAUCUUGUUUCCUGUCCGUCAAAGCAAAGCAUCACCGGUGUCUACUAGUACUACUAUUAAAAUCUGCAAAUCUAAAACUGACAAAGUUCAUUCCCCAUACUACCCUUACCUGUUCACUUUAAUUAUUCACUCAAGUACAACUGCGCCGCGUCUUUAACUCAAGGUCCACACAGUAAUUUCACCACCCUUACUUCUACAAUAAUUCAUUCAUCACCAUUCAUUUUACACGACACCGUUUCACCCCACUCAUCGCCACCGUCGUCGUUUCAGUUUCACCUCGACAUCAUCGCCUCUCUCUCACAAAAUUGAUUUCCAAUUUUACCCCUCACAAGUUCUCCAAUUUCCAAUUCUCACUAACAACGGUUCAAUUUUCGAUCGUCGUUGGAAUGAAGCCCUAAAAAUCAUUCAAUUAGGGUUUUUGCGUGUUUCGGGAAUUGAAGGUUUUGAUUCUUUCGAUAAUGGCGGAUCGAGGAGAAGACGAGGAUUUGCAAAUGGCGAUUCGGAUGAGUAUGACGCCGGAGCCGAAGCGCAAUAAGCCGAGGGAUGAAGUGGCCGGUGUGAUUUCGGGGUUGCCGGAGGAUUCUCCGGAAUCUAAGACACGGAGACGGGAACUUAUGGCAGCGGCUGCUGAGAAGCGGAUGGCAUCGAUCAUUCGGGUUUCGCCUUCGGCCUCGUCCCCGGCAACUAAAGGAGUAAAGAAGGAGGCUGAAGUUGUAAAGAGAGUGGAGGAAUUGCCUCUCAGACAUGAGAGUUUGAGUAAGGAGCUUUCCGCGGAAGAAGCUAAUAAAUUAUUUGUAAUGGUGUUUGGAAGUGAAGUUUCAAAGGAUAUUCUAGCACAGUGGUGUAACCAAGGAAUAAGGUUUAGCUCUGAUCCUGAAACAUCAAUGGGCCUAGUGCAGCAUGAAGGAGGCCCCUGCGGCGUUUUGGCAGCUAUACAAGCAUUUGUGUUCAAAUACAUUAUUUUCUUCAGUGAUGAAUUGAAAGAAUCGCCACGCAUGCCACAAAAUCGGGGUCUAGGUGCUUCAAGUAAAAGUCACUCUGUUCCAUCAUAUAAUAUUUCUUCACUCACUGAAGGUGUAAAAGUAAGAGCCCUUGUAAGAAGUAUGGGUGAAAUUUUGUUUUUAUGUGGAAAUAAUAAAAGGGCUGUGAUUGCAACUUUGAGCAUUCCAGAGAAUGAUAUUCAACGUUUUGAAGGAAUCUCAGAGGAAGAGGUUAUUGCAAGCUCACUUAAAGCUCUUUCUAUUGAAUCUGCCUUGGAUCUGCUGAAAGUUCUUAGAGUUGAAACACACACAUCAGAAACAACUGCUUUCCAGAGGCUUGAAGCACUUAUUCCUGUAUUUCAAAGUCGUAUGGGGGCAUUGCUUUUCCUAAUCUCUGCUUUACUUUCUCGUGGAUUGGAUUUGGUUCAAAGUGACAGGGAUGAUCCCAGCCUACCGCUGGUUACUGCUCCUUUUGGCCAUGCCUCCCAGGAAAUUGUAAACCUACUACUCUGCGGGCAGGCUGUCCCUAAUGUAUUUGAUGGAAGGAUGGAUUUAGGUGGGGGGAUGUUUCUGAAAGGUAUAGCCCGAAACGUGGAAGUUGGAUUUCUCACCCUGCUAGAAUCCCUGAAUUUUUGCAAGGUUGGUCAGUUUCUGAAAACCCCAAAAUGGCCAAUAUGGGUUGUUGGGAGUGAAUCCCAUUACACAGUGUUGUUUGCUCUUGAUCCCAGUGUUCAAAAUGAGAAUGAACUUGAAGGAAGGGAAACACAGAUUCGCAGAGCUUUUGAUGCACAAGAUCAAAGUGGAGGUGGUGGCUUCAUUAGUGUGGAGGGGUUCCAUCAAGUCAUCAGAGAAACAAAUAUCAAACUUCCGGCAGAUAAGCUAGAUAACCUUUGCAGUGCAGGGUUCAUUGUAUGGAGUGAAUUCUGGCAGGUAAUUUUGGACCUAGACAAAAGCUUGGGAGGUUUGAAAGAUUCAUCAGGAUUAAUGGGUAAGAAGGUCUUUGAUCUUUUCCAUUUUAAUGGGAUUGCUAAAUCAGAUUUGAAUGGAAGUCAAGUAAAUGUUGGGGGUGAAACUCCACUGCAAAGACCCAGGCUCACAAAAUUAAGCGUCUCGGUUCCCCCAAGGUGGACGCCUGAGGAGUUUAUGGCAGAUGUGCAAGGUCCAUCUGCUUCUGGUGCAAGUGACUCUGCUGGGAAAGACACUGAGGUAUCAAAACCAGAGCCUGUCCAGCAUGCACCUUUGGUUGACUGCAUAAGGACACGCUGGCCCCGUGCUGUCUGCAGCUGGUCAGGUGAUCCUCCUAGUAUAGUCUGAAAGACUAUAUUUGGAGUAAUUUCGUCUGCUUAAAUGGGUUGAGCUGUGAAGAGGAUAACACAAUUGGUUCAGCAAAGCCAUCAUGAAACAAGGUCAUGAAGAUUUCAUGUUUUACUUUGAUAUAUUGUUCCUCAAGGCACAUGAAAAUAAGGAGGGGUUCAAAUCUCCGGAUUCUCUCCAAUAUUUGUGCAGCCAAUAUAUGAUGUGGAUUAUUGUAUUUUCAAUUUUCUCUUCGAUUUUGUCAUGACAUUCAAAGAGUACGGGGAAGGAGGGGGCGUGUAAAAUUAAUUUAAAUGUAAUAUCGUGAAUUAGGAAGGAUCUUAGUUGUUGGUUUUUUUUUAAUUAAUAAACGUGGAUCCUAUUUUUAUUUAUAAAUUUGUUGUAAUAUAGUAUAUUAUCGAGCUUGGCUUCCGAGUAGAGGAAAAUGUGUAUUUCAUAAUAA